UUUUUGACGCGCGUGUUUGGAGUGAUGCAAUUGGCGGUGUAAAUAAACUGGGUGUUUCCUAUGGAACCUAGUGUCUUCAAAGAUGCUAAGUUUUUCAUUAUUUCCUGUGAUGACAAAGAGGUGGUAGAUCUUUUGAAGUCGUCGGGUGCAGUUAGUCAUCCAUUUUUGUCAGAGAGUAUACGUUUCGCUAUAAGUGAUGAUCCGUCCCUCGCAGAAGUUGGGGAGGCAGAAGAACUUUAUGCUGUCCCGGUCGUCACUAGUCGUUGGGUAAAACUAUCCGCCGAGGCUCAAAAGUUUUUACCAUUUCGUCCUUUCCAUCCAGACUUUAAACAGAUAUUCAAAGGGACGAAAAUUACAUGUAGUGGAUUGGGUACAGCCGAUCGACUUGCAAUAUGGGCCCAUGUAGUUAUACAUGGAGGCGAAAUGUCUCAUUAUUUGGAUAAUUCUGUCACUCAUGUAGUUGUUGCCAAGGCAACUGGGAACUUCUAUGAUUAUGUGACUACGAUGUUGACAAAUGAUAGUACGGAUAGUGAAAGUAACACAAAGCCUGUCCUAGUCACACCUGAUUGGAUUGUUGAUUGUUUAGCACAGAAUAGUUUACUGGCGUGUGAAUCAUAUCAUCCUAAUUUACUAGUUCGUAGAACACCACCACCAUCACAAUUACCAUCACCAUCAUCUUCUAAACAGAUGUCUGUAAAACAGCAGCAACAAUUGAAUGAACCUAAAGAAUCUGAUAUGCAUAAAAAUAGUAAUAAUGAUAUCUCACUAAAUAGUUUAAUAAAGCAAGAAUCAAAUUUAAUUAUCAACUCUACACUGUCUGGUGGUGAUUUAAUGAUGAAUAAUAACCACAGUUAUGUUACAGUCGAUUCAACAUCUUCAACUGUUAAUCCCAAUAUAAACACAAACACAAUUACUACGAAUACUGCAAUUAGUAAUAUAUUGAAUUGCACAAAUAAUGUACAACAACAACAAUCAUCACAAAUCAUCACAAGUAAACAAAAUUUGGUUCAGAAUAAUCAAAUUAUGCAUACACUACAGUCAUCAUCACAACAGCUGUCAUCAGUAUUAUCAGGUGGAACAAAUGUGCAAGCGGCAACUGGUUUAAGUGUUCAGCAAAUUAAUAUGAGAGCUGUGGAGCAAAAGGCCAAAUAUGAUGGUGUGACACCAAGUAGGCCUGGUCGUGGAGGGCAUUCACGUGGUGGUGGCUCUGGUCGUGGUUCAUCUAAGAAAGCCACCCAAGAUCAAUCUCGAAGUGGUAAUCAACAGCAGCAACAACAACAACGUUUCUCAAUAUCGUCGCCUUUAGCGAAUCGUAAUCCAGUUGCUCAGAAUAUAGCUGCACCUCAGAGAUUCCCAGUGAGUGGUGCUCAAGGUAGUGUUAAUCAGCGUUUUCCAUCUGGUUUACCAAUCUACACUGAUCCUACUGUCCAACAAGGAAUGGUGCAACAAAUUACAGGCUCUGAUAUCAUCGGAAAUUCUAAUUCAUCAGGAUCCAAUUAUUCAGGAUGUAGUAUGCCAGGAAACCACACGAAUGUAAUACUAAGCAAUAGUUUUUUACCAAUUUCUGCAAAUAGUGCCAUUAGCAGUGGUGCCUUAUCGAUAACAACACCAACCACCAAUUUAAUAAGUAUUAGCAGUAAUAGUACAAGCAGUACUGGACAUCAUGCGAAGACUAGUAAAUCAAAGUCUAGCAAACAUAUGCAAGAACAAAAUUUAAAUGAAGAAGAAAAAGAUGCUAUUGUAAUGCAAAAUGUAAAAAACAUUUUAAGCCUACAACAUACAUGGAAUCGAGAAUCUUCUCAUGGUCGGGGAUCUUCUUCAGCAACUUCCUCUUCUGACAAUCAUUCUUCUAGUAACAAUUCUGGACAUGGUCAAAAUGGACCAAAUUCACUUUCUGGUCUACAAGGAGGUAAUUCUUCUAGUUUAGGAAAUCUUAUCACUUCUGGAUAUGGUGGGAGUUCAUCUAAUCUUGGUUCUUCUCAAACCUCUGGUAAUCAUCGUAAACCUAAAUCACCAAAAUCUCCUUGUCGUGCAGUAGGAAGUACUAUGGGUCAUAAGGUAUCUCCUAAAUCACCGAAAAAUGCUAAAGUUACUGGAAUUACUAAAACUUUACCAGCACCUCAUCAACAGCAUAUUCAACAGCAACAGCAGCAGCAACAACAGCAACCACAGCAACAACCGUCUAUAGUAAUGGCGGGUUGUGCUGGGUCAGCACUUCCUUCUGUCUUAUUAACUGGUAGUCUUCAACAAAUGCAGUAUCGACCGGCUAGUAAUAAUUCCCUGCAAGGCACGCCAUCACAACUUCAAAGAUCAACUAGCAUGCAGCAUUACUUAACUACAGCUACACUUGCAUCUCAUCAACCACAAUCAGCACCAGGAACGCCAGCGUAUAUUGUGCAAAGACAUCCAUGUGGUCAACUUGUUGCAAGUGUAUCUCAACAGUCUACACAUGGGCAAUUGCAUACACAGUCUUUUCCUGUUCAAAAUCCGUAUCAACGAGCUAGUGGUAUACUGACUGCUGUUAACACUUCUAAUUUGGGACAACAACAGCAUCAGCAGUCAUCACAACAAAACCAAGCCAGUGUUCAACAUUUUCAGCAUGCUGCACAAAUUCAACAGCCAACUUUAUUUGUACGUACUACUCGUCAACCAUACCAACAAAACGAAAAUAUAGAUGCACAACCUGACAUGGCUACUAUAAUUAGUUCAGAUGGUAGUGGAGAUAUUCUACUGACAAGUAAUCAUAAUCCACACCAACAUCAUAAUCAUAAUCCUCAUCAAAUAUCAGCUAGCAAUAUAAUCCAGUCAUCAUCAAAUCACUUAUAUCAGUCUAAUCAUCAAUCAGGACAUAAUUCAGCUAUUGAACAAACACAUUCGCAUAAUAAACAAACUGUUAAUUCACAACCAAUAACUCAACAGUUGUUGUUACAGUCUACUGGUGGAAAUGGUGGUGGUGGUGGUGGCAGUGCUACUAUUGGUGUCGGUAAUGGUAGUCAACUAAUUCAGAUUAAGUCGACAGCUUAUACUUCUCCAAUUCAACAAACUUUAUUAUCUGAAACAAAUCAUCAGCAACAGCAGCAUCAUAUGGUUGCAUCAGUUGCCAGUUCAUCUAUUAAUAAUUCACAGUCAACACCAGCAAUGAUAAUUGAUAACCGUACACCUCAUCAACAACAGAUGAUUAGUCAGUCAAACUGUAGUAUAACAACUACACCUACGUCGACACCACAUCAUCAUCAUCAACAACAGUCAGUGCAACUUCAUAUCGCACUGCAUUCACCAGGUAAUAAUACUAGUUCCCUCAAUACUGGUACACCUGGAGGUGGUGGUGGCAAUACCAGUGGAAAUCAGAUUAAAUCGUCACCAUCUAAUUUAAUAUCUCAACAUUCUUCUAUGGUAGGUGGUAAAAUGUCACAAUUACAACAACAAAUUCAAACACAAUCAUCACCUACCCGUCCGUCAGUGAAUAAUCGUCAGUAUGUACAACAGCAACCUCAACAUCAACAGCCACAAAUCCAACACCAGUAUUCUGCUUCGUUAGCUACACAUCCUGCACAACACUACCAACAACAUCAACAACAACCACAACAGCAAAAAAUUCAACUUUCACCUGCUACUGCAACUAUCCCCGCACAAUAUCAAGCAAUUCAUGGUUGUUAUACACCUCAACCACAACAAUCACAGCAGCAGCAACAACAACAACAACCACAUCAAAAUCAACAUCCUCAACAGAUUAUAUUUCAGUCACCAACUGGACAACAGAUAAUCGCUGCACAACAUCAAUCAGUGCCAAAUGCAUUUGCAAGAAAUUCAAAUAAUCCAACACCAAGUGGUGGCAUGCUUUUGCGUUCUGUUUUACCAUGUUCUGGUAAUGCUAACACACCUGGGAAUGGUUUCCAUCAAAAUCAGUCAUCUUUAGUAACUGUGAGUACAAAUCAGCGUCCUGUACCUCAAAUGACUAAUCGACCACAGACUAAUAAAGUUCUUUUUCAAACUAGUCCUACACCUCAGUCGAAUAACAAUAAUAUUUCUAUACAUGGAUUACAACAACAAGCAAUACAUCAGCAACAUCAGCAGCCAAUUCCUACUUAUCCUCAACAAGUUCAUUCAGGUGGAAUUAUCACAGGACAACAGUCGAAACCUAAUCAUCAGAUGGUAUAUGCUCAGUCAGCUGGUAGGCAAAAUACUCAGGUUAUUAUUGGUGAUUCAUCUUCUGUUAGUGUGAUUAAUGCUCCAAAUCAACAUCAUCAAACGAAUACAAUACAUUCACCAUAUCAUCAUGUAGCAACUCCUAAUCUAGUACAUGGUAAUGGUUUUGAUCACUCGAUUAGUCCACGUCCUACACAUCCACAAGUUGUACCCAUGCCAUCACAUAGUCAUUCUUCAACUGCUACCACUGUUAGCGCAAAUGUCCAAACACCACCACGUCCUAAUCAAAUACCUGUUACUACAGUUGUACAAUCUGUUAAUCGACAGAUUACGUGCAAUUCAACGCCUGGAAAUACACAAAAUACACCAACACUUAUGACACCUAUGCAGUUAACUCCAGCGUAUCAUGGCCAUGAUGGUAAUCCGUUGCCUUCUCGUCCUGAAGAAUGCUUAAUUGGUUGUGUUAUGUUAAUUUUGGGUUAUCGAAGUGUGCCUGAAUCACAGAAAGUUGUCUGGAGGCGGGUUAUGCGUUUACACGGUGCAGAAGUAGUUUUAGCGUAUGAUCCUACACGUGUUACUCACGUGGUUAUCGACUGUCAAUUAGAAGAACCUGAUGUAAUUAAACAGGCCUUAUUAGAUCAAAAGCGUUUAGUUACUAUUUAUUGGGUCAAUGAUAUCCUUGCAAAGGGUAGAAUGAUUCCACCAUUUGAAAUUCUACACCUACCAUCCCCAUUUUCUAAAGAAAUAACAUUUUCAUUUAUUCGUUCUCAGAUUAUAUCAUUGACUGGCUUUGAGGGCAAAGAUCGUCAGAAAAUUGAAGUGAUCAUACGUCAGAUUGGCGCCACUUUUACUGAUUACCUUGAACCAUCUAAUACGCUCUUAGUUUGUAAACAACCUUCAGGUAAAAAAUAUGAAAUGGCACAACUCUGGGGUAUACCGUGUAUCAAUAUGCGCUGGUUACAAGAUCUUUAUUUUGGUGACUUGCACACACUGUCAUUAGCAAUGCCUCAUAAAUAUUUAUGCUUUGAAACAUCUGAUGUGACAAUGUCAUUAGAACGAUGUACUCCACGUGUACAAGAUUUGAUGGUUGGAUGGCAGACACCGAUUCGGCUAACUCAAGAAGUAUGGAUACGUUCUACUAAAUUAUCUCAUGAUUUUGCAAAUGAAGAACGUGAGAGAAAAAGAAAACUUGAACUUGAAAACAAUAGUAACAACAGUCCUGCUAAGGUUAAAAAGUCCGAGUGCUUGUUACCAGCGUUGACUGAAGAGGAUAUUAAAAUUGCAAUGUCAUGUCGACCAAGAUACGAAACUCUUCUCCAAGAAGCUGAACAAAAACGUGAAUUGCUAGCUGCUAUAAAGAGUGCAGCUGCUGAAACAUCUGCAACUGGUGGCGGUGAUUCUCAAAAUACUAUCCCAGAAAAUGAAUCCAACCCUCCAGUUCCUCCUCCUUUAAUACCCACUAUUGCUACCAACGAUAAUAAUGGAACGCCAAAUAUGUCAGUUGAAACAGUUGAUGAUGACGAUGAUAAUAUCGACUCAGGAGUUACUACCUAUUCAGUAGUUAGUCAUGAGUCAAAAGUCAACAUCGAUGAUAAUGAGGAAUCAAGUCAUCCUUCAUGUUCUAUCACUUCUUCUACUGAACCUACUAAUAUUACUGUAGAAGUUGAUAGUUCACACGAUGUUAUAGCUAGUGAACAGGAUAUAUCGACAAUAAAAAUGGAUUGUCAUAAUUCUGUGUACUCUACUGCUCAAAAUGCUUCGAAUAAUGCUGAGAGUACAUGUGAUCUUGGUGAAAAACUCAAUUGUCUUAAAAGUGAAGAAGUUGAAAAAGAGAUUCAUUCACUUCAUGACUUGACCAAUCAGAAUAAUUCUGAUAAUCAUUAUCAUCAUCAUCAGGAAAUACAACAAAACACCUCAACAAUCGAUAGUUUCGAUGCAGAUUUAUCGUGUAAUACACUACAAACACAACCAGUCCCACCAAUUUCUGAAAAUAUACAAAAUCUGGGAAAUAUUGGUGAUGAUGUUGAUAAUGCUAGUAACAAUAAUAAAACUGUUAAUAGUGGUGUUGAUAGUACGAUUCAGAAUGUAACACUGCAAACAAAUACAAACUUGGAUUCUGUUCAACCGACAUAUUGUGAAUCAAAUAAUAACCGAAGUCAUGAUCAAACUGAAAAUGCUAUCGUCACUAAUAAAUGUGAUAGUAAUACUCCUAUUGGCAAUAAUAAUGAUAAUAAUAAUAAUGACACUGUCAGCACAAUGAAUAUUUCUGAUGAUAUCAUAAUGUCAACUGUAUCAUCAUCUGACAGUUUAUCUAACGACACUAAGAAUAAUGAAAUAACUGGGACAGUAGUAAAUAAGUCAAAUGAUCAAACAACUUCAAAAGAGGAUAAUUUAUCAAUUCAACAACCAGAUGUAGUCACCACCAGUACUACUAAUAUUACUUCUAGUGCCUAUACUUCUGCCAAUGUCACUGUUAAUCAUCCGAUGAUUAUUUCAGAUGAGAAUGAUGAAAAUAUUCAAAAUAAAGAUGUCGCUGACAUACCAUCAGAUCAAAUCACUUCAGCAUUAAUGACAACAAAAACAACGACAGUGACGCCUAGUAGUGAUUCAAAUAUUCAAAUAGAUCAAUCCAAUGAAGAUAUUGUUCGUAAGCGUUUAGCAACUAGCCCUAUAGAUAACGCUAUGGACUGUAAACGACGAGCAGUAGAGACAAAUCCAGUGGAUUCUACGUCAACUGUCACUAUGGACAUUUGUUCUAACAGUUCUACUUCUAACAUAGGCAGUAAUGUACUAGAUGAUAAAUCGUCCAGUGAUAACUGGAAAGGAGAUGUUAAUGAUGAUAAAUAUGAUAACAUUAUUCCUGUCAGUAAGACUGAAGAAAAUGCUGACGCUACCACUGAAUCACUCACUCGUAUGGAUGAUGAAGAUAUUGUGGAUGAUGUAAUCGCUGAAGAGUCUUCAUUGAAGAAUGCUGAUACUAGUGAUCGUAUUGUUCGAUGUGAUACAGGUUCAAAGAUUGAAUCUACAGAAAAAGAUACAAGUAAACUGCUACCACCUAUUUGUACAGAUAUAAGAAUUACAUUCACUGCAAUAGAUUUAGAAUCAAGACUAACACUGACAGAGUUAUGCUUACAACUGCCUGAUUGUAAAAUUGUUGAUUCAGCAGAAGAAGCUACACAUUUAGUCGCUAAUCGAUUGAUUCGUACACCGAAAACAUAUAUGGCAGUUGCUUUGGGAUGUUAUGUCGUUACACCGAAAUGGAUUCAAGCUUCUGUAAUGUGUGGUUAUUGGUUAGAUGAAAAACCUUGGAUAUUAUCAGAUCCAGAUUCUGAAGCUCAACUGGGCAUUGAUUUAAAGAAGUCAAUAAGUAUAGCGCGUAAACGUCAAAUGAUUGGACCUGAGGCUGGUCUAUUCGCUGGCUUAGAAUUUUGGUUUUCUCCUGGUGCAUGUCAUCGGGAAAUGUGUAUGGCGUUGAUCAGAGCAGGUCAUGGUAUAGUUCGUCAAAGGAGGCCAACACAAAAAAUGGCUUUGUUAGCACAACCGAAACAAUUGAUUAUCUGUCAUGAAGACGAUAGUCAUGUAGCCAAUUAUCUGAUGCGCACGAAGACAGGCAAUAAAGCUGUUCAUCAUGAAGAGUUUAUACUCAGUGGAACAUUACGUCAAGAGUUGGACUUUGAUGCAUACCAAAUUCAAUAUGUGAACGCAUUACGUAAUGGUCUUAAAGCUGCUGUUGCCGCGGCUGCAGCUGCAUUUUCUAACAGUAAUAAUAAUAAUAACACCGCCUGUAGCAUUAAUCCACCAAUUACUGUGAUACCUCCGCCUACAUCAUUGAGAUUUGGAAAUACUUCUUCUGUUCACAGUAUUCAUAAUGCUAUAAUUUUACCGCAAACAUCAUCUGCGUCGUCAGUUGAUGGAAAUAUUCCUCAUGGUCAAUUAGAUACUUCAACAGCUAUUCGUGAAGUUCACUUGUCUUCCCCUAUUAAUUUAAAUAAUUCCAAUCAACAGUUGAAUGUUCCUUCGUCCUAUCAGACUGUCAGUGUGUCGGCUGUUUCUAAGACUUCCCAAUCAUCUGUGCCCACUGAAGUUAAAUCUCUCUUGUCUAGCAAUAAUAAUAAUCGUAAUACUACCGAGGAUCCUCAUCCUUAUUCGCUUGUUUCCGCUUAUAAGUCCUCAAAUGAUACACAAUCAUUUUUAAAUCAUCCACAAAUAACUUCAUCUGAAACACCAUGCCAACCAGUUAUCAGUAGCACAAUUUCUCGUCUUGUGUCUGUCGUUCCCACGAUCACUAAAGCAGAUACAAACCUAAGUUAUCUUCUAUCAAGAUCUAGUAAUACAUUAGAUCAAAUCCCUACAACAAAUUUACCUAUUACAACUUCGUCGUUAUCAUCUUAUGCAUUGUCGUCAACAGUCUCACCAACUACUCGGACAUCAUCACAACCGCAACAGUCACUGUCGGCGUCACGCCAAGAUUUUGUUAACAUUCAAUCAGAGUCAGGAAUUACUGGUCUCUCUCAUAGUGCCUCAUCUAAAUCAAUAUCAGACUUAAUUAUAUCAGUUUGUACAAUGGAUGCGUGUGUAGUAACCAAUCCAUUGCUUUCAAGUAGUAAUAAUAAUAAUAAUGGUAGCACUAGCAUGCUUCCGCCGAAGUCAUCUGUUACCGCCUAUAUAUCUGGUCUUGACAACAACACUAGUAAACGACAUAUAAUUGGAAGUAAUCGUUCUAGCAGUUUACUGUUAACUGGUGUUAAUCCUGUUUCUGACACAUUUUUAUCUUCAAUACCCAGUCAAGAUAUGAGACAAACAAUUAUACAUCGUCCAGUAACACCGUUAACAGCAAUGAUUGUAGCAGCAGAAUCAGGAGUUGGCGAUCUAAUGAACCCAUUACCUAUUGGUGAUACAGAUGAUGCUAUCGGUUCAGUACCUACUUUUAUAAUACCAAAAUCCAAUAGUUAUCGAAGUCAAAUAUCAGGUGUAUCUGUUUCACCCUUACCUGUUAAUGCUUCUGUCAAUUUGAAUGCACGUAUAGCUGCAGCUGAUGCGAAUGCCGUAGCAAGUGCAACUGCUGCAGCAGCUAGUGCACUUAGUAGCAGUAAUAAUAAUAAUAACAGUAAUAGUGGUAAAAGCAGCAGUAGUAGUAAUAACACUGAUAUACUGAGUAAAACAGUUUUAGGAUUAUCAGUUUCAACGCCUGGUCUAUCAAUUCGAUCGCCUAGAAGUACUAUACUUACUAAUAAUCCAUUACAUCCUUCUGAAUUGAUUGAUACAUCAUCAAGACAUAUAUUAACUAAUAUUCAACAAACCUUAACAAAACCAUCAUCACAGACACCAUCGGCAGAUGUCACUUCAUUGGAUGUAGUCAAGACCUUUAUCAAAAGUCAAGUUGACGGUACAGUUCAUAGUUCCAAUAUCGACUGUGAUACUACCAUUACUGCUAGUAAUAAUAAUAAUAUGACUACCACCACGUCUACUGUUAUUGAUAAUAAUACCAACAAUCGUAUCAUUAUUAGUAGUACCAGUAAUGUGGAUAUAACUACAUCGACUGACAGUUUCGUCAAUUGUGGAUCUAUUCAGCCUUUUUCUUCUGGACAACAGUCUUCUAAUAUAUUAAUUUCUACUUCAGUAUUGAAUACAAAAGAUGAUCUAGUUAAUUUUUCAAAUUCAUUUACUCCGCAAAAGAUGGAUACAACAUCAAUAACAACAACAACCGCUCCAAUAACAUUAGAUCUGUUCAAUCCUUCCAAUCUCUUAGUUUCUGAUGGAUCUGGUUACUUUACGACAAACUCAACCAAAUCAUCACCAACUUCAACAUUAUGUUCAUCUAAUUCAGACGUUUCCAUAUUGAAAGAACAAUCGUCUGAUUUCCUUUCUGUAACUGAUUUCAAAUACGAAAUCAAUAUUAGCCGAAAUACUUCCAUAUCAAAUAGUAAUAAUAAUAAUAGUGAAAAUGCUGAUAUUUAUAUUUCCAAUGUAGAUACUACUAAUACAAAUACUACUGUUACAUGUACCAGUAAUAAUGACAAGUGUAACAGUAUUAUUUCCACAACCCCUUUAACUGACGUUUAUUAUCCUCACCUAACUAAUGAUAAUACGUAUGGCAGCAAUAAUACACUUACAUUUGAAUCAGUCGCUUCUGAUAUACAAUUAGUUACUUCGAGCACAACACCCUCAUCUUUAUCUUCAUCAUCCUCGUCGACAUUGGUGACAUCAGCACCAAUGAUGUCCUCAUUAUCAACAACAAACACAACUACUCUAUUUGAUGAUCAUAUAGGCUGAGAAAAUACGAUCAUCAGUCAUACUCAACUACGUUUCAGUAAUCUUCUAAUUGUGUAUGCGAUCAUUGUACUUUACCACAUCUUGUAUACAUUAUACUACUACUACCACAGCUACACUAGCAGUAGUAGUAGUAUUAAUGCUACCAUGGCUUACCACAUAGUAAUUCAUUUUGAAAUAAAAGCUCAAUUGUCUUUUCCUCCCCCGCCUGUUUUUUAUUUCUUUUCAUUGAAUCCAUUGUCUUUCUUUUUUUGUUCCAGUUGUGUAUUAUAUUUAUACAUCUACAUAUAUUACUUAUAUUGUUACUUCUCUACUGUCUCAUGUUGCAAUCCUGUUGUAAUUGUGAGUCUGUUUUUGUCUUUUGUUAUCUUUUUAAUGAUGUGUUGUGUAUGUGCGCACGUACCGCUCACACUAAUAGUUUAUCUUUCCUACAUUAGUUUCAGAGUUACCAAUGCGUCUGUGUAAUCUCUCAGUAAAAUGUGUAGUUUAUUCACCUUUUCUUCCCUUCUACUCUCUGGUGUAAUUACUCAUGUUUAAAAAGGGCGCACUCUUUAAUUCCGUUUUGUUUUAUUUUACUGUUUGUUUUGCUUUUUCUUUCCUUUGUCAUUCUAUUUAUUUUUUUUAUCGCUUAUCCAUUCAGUCCUUGUUAUGUGUAAUACAUAUAUUGCCAAUGGAGAAAAGAGUAGACAGUUGAAAUGCACAGCAGACUUUUUAUUCUUUCUGUGUAUUUACUUACUCGUAUACAUUUAUAUAUGCAUGUUUUAUUGCACACGUAUGAAUAAUAUAGUAUCACUCUGAUCCCCUAUGUUUUAUUCUCCUUCUUUCUUUUUAUGAGUUGGUUUGUUCAUUGUUAUCCCAUAAUAUUUUGUACAUUUGUUUUUUGUGUGUGUGUGUGUGUGGCCAAUUGUCCUCCUGAUGUCCCCUUUCCCCUCUUGUAUGCUGUCCUUAUCACUACUACUCUGACCGCCAAAAAUACCCCCCCCAGCUGUUUUAUUUCUCCUUUGCAUAUCUCUCUUUAAUUUGUUUUGUUCUUUGAAAGUAAAUUACUGCACAUAUUAUACACCACAUGUAUGUAUAGUAAGUAAAAACAUAUACACAAUAUAUUUAUAUUACCAAUUAAUAUACACGUAUUUUUCUUAUGGAAUGUAAUAUAAUAUAGAGGGGCUACUUCACUUAUCAUUGGUUUAAUUGGGAGGAGGGGUUGGCAUCCCUAAAUGUGUAACGGGAGAAGAAGACAUGAGACAU
Trichobilharzia regenti is the source of this 11661-nucleotide messenger RNA. Lineage: Eukaryota; Metazoa; Platyhelminthes; Trematoda; Strigeidida; Schistosomatidae. The record is from the annotation of a GenBank genome assembly.